Molecule: messenger RNA, 1239 nt
Organism: Panicum hallii
Lineage: Eukaryota; Viridiplantae; Streptophyta; Magnoliopsida; Poales; Poaceae
Product: GDSL esterase/lipase At5g45670-like
Exons: 4
Coding region: 47-1138 (363 amino acids)
Molecular function (GO): hydrolase activity, acting on ester bonds
Source: RefSeq, a predicted model, not a curated record
CAGCAGCUAGCGCAGGAGAACGCUAGCUCUAGUAGCUACAAGGAGAAUGGAGCGUGCAGCGAUGCGACGGCCGCUGCUCCUCAUCCUGGCCACCGCCGUCGCCGUCGUGGUGGUCCGGGCCGAGCCGCAGGUGCCGUGCUACUUCGUGUUCGGAGACUCCCUCGUGGACAACGGGAACAACAACGACAUCGCGUCGCUGGCGCGGGCCAACUACCCGCCCUACGGCAUCGACUUCCCCGGCGGCGCGACCGGCCGCUUCAGCAACGGCCUCACCACCGUCGACGCUAUAUCUCGGCUUCUGGGCUUCGACGAUUACAUCCCCGCGUACGCCGGCGCGAGCAACGAUCAGCUCCUCACCGGCGUCAACUUCGCCUCCGCUGCAGCCGGGAUCAGGGACGAGACCGGCCAGCAACUGGGGCAACGGAUCAGCUUCGGCGGGCAGCUCCAGAACUACCAGGCGGCGGUGCAGCAGCUGGUGGGCAUCCUGGGCGACGAGGACUCGGCGGCGAGCCACCUGAGCAGGUGCAUCUUCACGGUGGGCAUGGGCAGCAACGACUACCUCAACAACUACUUCAUGCCGGCCGUCUACUCCACCAGCCAGCAGUACACGCCGGAGCAGUACGCCGACGCGCUCGCCGGCCAGUACGCGCAGCAGCUCCGGACGCUGUACAGCUUUGGGGCCCGGAAGGUGGCGCUGAUGGGCGUGGGGCAGGUCGGGUGCAGCCCCAACGAGCUGGCGCAGCGCAGCCCCGACGGCGCCACCUGCGCGGCGGAGAUCAACGGCGCCAUCGACAUCUUCAACCGGAGGCUCGUCGCCCUCGUCGACCAGUUCAACGCGCUGCCCGGGGCGCACUUCACCUAUAUCAACGCCUACGGGAUCUUCGAGGACAUCCUCAGAGCCCCGGGCUCGCACGGCCUGAAGGUGACGAACCGAGGGUGCUGCGGGGUCGGGCGGAACAACGGGCAGGUGACGUGCCUGCCGUUCCAGACGCCGUGCGCCAACCGGAACGAGUACCUCUUCUGGGACGCCUUCCACCCCACGGAGGCGGCCAACAUCCUCGUCGGCCGGAGGGCAUACAGCGCGGCGCUGCCGUCCGACGUCCACCCGCUGGAUCUGCGCACGCUCGCGCAGCUCUAGCUGCAUUGUUAGAGCAGAUGGCGGUCACCGUACGUACUCACGCUAAGAGGAGCAAAGCCACGAUGAUAUGUGCAGUACGGGAAUUAUAAGCAGGUUACACG